Messenger RNA from Uloborus diversus, 2585 nucleotides. RefSeq names its product MAP kinase-interacting serine/threonine-protein kinase 1-like (gene Lk6). Gene Ontology annotation, biological process: intracellular signal transduction; peptidyl-serine phosphorylation; protein autophosphorylation. The coding region runs from base 1 to 1575 and encodes 524 amino acids. The transcript is spliced from 13 exons. Gene Ontology annotation, cellular component: nucleus; cytoplasm. The record is from RefSeq and is a predicted model, not a curated record. NCBI's taxonomy places the organism in Eukaryota, Metazoa, Arthropoda, Arachnida, Araneae, Uloboridae. Gene Ontology annotation, molecular function: ATP binding; calcium-dependent protein serine/threonine kinase activity; calcium/calmodulin-dependent protein kinase activity.
AUGAGUUUCCUGUUUGCUUCAGAAGUCUGUAUGCAAAAUUUGCGAUAUAAACAAGAAGUAUUUGUGGGUGGAACGCCGGAUAUCGAGGAGAAUUCGAGCGUGCUCUCGCCGCCGAAGAAUUCCGAAGAUGCUGUCACAAUCAUAUUGCUGGAUACACCACAGAAUACUCCUGUUGGAACCCCUGGAUCUGAUGUUAUUAACUCAUCCGACGAUGCUGGUGAAAAUGGAUUGGAAAAUGCUGACAACAAUCACUCGGACAACAAUCACUCGGAAGUGAUACUUGAAGUCCAAAGAACGGCCCCUCAACCCAUUCAAAAGAAAGAGUUACAACAGAGGAGACGACGUAAGAAGAAACGCACAAGACCAUGUUGUGAUGAUUUUACAGAUUUGUACAUAAUGAAAGAUGAAGUUUUAGGUGAAGGUGCCUAUGCAACUGUUAAAACAUGUCUACAGAUUACCACUCAAAAAGAAUUUGCCACUAAGAUCAUUAUGAAAGAACCAAGCCACACCCGGGAAAGAGUGUUUCGUGAGGUAGAAACAUUCCAUCACUGUCGCCAUGAAAAUAUUAUUCAGCUUAUUCAUUUUUUUGAGGAACAAGACAGAUUUCUUUUAGUUUUUGAAAAAUGCCAUGGAGGACCUCUUCUGGCUCAUAUUCAAAAAAGGGUCCAUUUUACUGAGAAGGAAGCCAGUAUGGUUGUUAGAGAUGUUGCUAAUGCUCUGUUGUUUUUGCAUAGCAAAGGUAUUGCUCAUCGUGAUUUAAAGCCAGAAAAUAUUCUGUGUUACAGCCAAGAACAGGUGUGUCCAGUGAAAAUCUGUGAUUUUGACUUAUCAAGUGGCAUUAAGUUCAAACCUACUUCUUCUUCAUGUAGUACUCCAGAGCUUCUUAGUCCUGUUGGUUCUGCGGAAUUUAUGGCACCUGAAGUUGUUUUAGGUUUUACUGGUGAGGCAACGCCAUAUGAUAAACGCUGUGAUAUGUGGAGCCUUGGAGUUGUAAUGUAUAUAUUACUGUGUGGAUACCCACCUUUUUAUGGAUGCUGCGGGGCAGAUUGCGGAUGGGGACGAGGAAAUUCAUGCGAAGCAUGUCAGAGUAUGCUCUUCGACUGUAUUCAAAAAGGAGAAUAUGAGUUUCCUAAGACUGAAUGGGCUUUCAUUUCGGAUGAGGCUAAGGACUUAAUCAAUCAUUUAUUAGUGAAAGACGCAAGCCAACGAUAUUCAGCCGAAAUGGUUUUAAAGCACCCUUGGGUGUAUGGUGGGGGACCAGCAACAUUUUUACAAACUCCUAAAAUAAUUCGAAGAAAUAAUAGUGCUAGAGAGUUAGCAGCUUUUGCAGAUAAUGCCAAUGCUUUGAAACGAUUGUAUCUCCGUCAUCUUUCCCAUAGUAUGGGGUCUUCCCUUCCGAAUUCCGUUCAAGAAGAAAAUCCUUCAACUGGAGAUCCAUCAUUGAACAGCCUAUCAAUUCAAUUUCUGAGUCUCUCUCCAGUGACGGAUUCAAAACUUUAUCUAAGACGCCGUGAAAGUCACUCCCGAAAGAGCUUUGAACCAUUUCACUUUGCUUGGAAUCUAUCCUACAGCUGAUAUAUUGUCUCUGUUUUAAGUUCAGAAUGCUGUAUAGAAUUACAUAAUGGAGUACUUUUAUUUAAAAAAAAACUUAAAAGUAUGUGAUAUUAUUAUGCUAGCUUUUAUCAGCAAUGGAUUUGUCUGGUUGAUUUGUUUUUGCUGAUACUGUUUUUUUUUAUUUUAUUUUAUCUUUUUCAUUUUUGCAUUUUGUUCAACAUUAUCCAUUGCAUAGUUCCUCCUUGAAAUUGUUAGCUGAUAUUAAUAUCUUGAACAUGAAGUGUCCUUAAAUUUUUAAGCGCAGUAAUAAUAUAGUGACUUUUCGCUUUUUAAACAUACUAUAAUAAUUUAGUUUUCUUACGUUUUAUCUUGAGAAAAGUUGACUUAAAGAUUUUAAGCCUAUACAUAUUUCCAUCCAAGUUUUUUUAAGAGCAUCAUUAUUCGAGUAAUUCUUUCAUAAAAAUUUCACUUAAGAUCAUGUUCGUUCCAAACUUUUUAUACCAUGGAUUGCUGAUAUUUAAGAGCAAGUGUUAGAUUAUCAUUUUCUAUUUCUGCAUGUUGUUUUUAUUGUUUUGAUGCAGGUAAUCAUAAACAAAUGUGCAUCUGUAAUUAAAACUAUAAUUUCAAGUAAUUUGUUUUAAAUCCUUUUUUUCUCUCAAUAUAUUAGUUCAAAUAUGUUUAGGUAAUAUGUAACAAAUACAUAACGUAUAACAUAUGUAUAAAUUUAAGGAAAGGAAAAGAAAAAGAAAAUUUGUUUAUUUGGACAAAAAUUGACCAAAAUCAUAACUUUUUUUCAAUUGAUACAAUUAUGAGUAAAUUUGAAGAUGAUUGUUUCCGGUGUAUGCUUCAAUUCCUCUUGUUAUACAACAAGUGUUUAGUAUUUUUAUUGUGUUGAGUCAUCUGACUAAAGUUACUGACUUAUUCCGCUCAAGUGAACAGUUGCUAAUGGCACUGAUAUUUUGAUGUCCUGAAUGAUCGGGAACGGGUGCUUUUUUGUAUGUUUGAGAAAGAAAUAAAGAACCUAUGUUUCA